Saccostrea echinata is the source of this 2864-nucleotide messenger RNA. RefSeq names its product sprouty-related, EVH1 domain-containing protein 2-like. Gene Ontology annotation, biological process: multicellular organism development; negative regulation of MAPK cascade. Gene Ontology annotation, molecular function: protein kinase binding. The transcript is spliced from 5 exons. The coding region runs from base 146 to 1441 and encodes 431 amino acids. Gene Ontology annotation, cellular component: membrane. The record is from RefSeq and is a predicted model, not a curated record. NCBI's taxonomy places the organism in Eukaryota, Metazoa, Mollusca, Bivalvia, Ostreida, Ostreidae.
AUACACAUUAUAAUUUGGAUACUAUAUUCUUGCGCGCAAUGGUGAGGGAGUAAUUAAGCGAUGUGCAUUUCCUGUCUGAUAACCAAGAGUUGGGCUUAAUAUUCAGGAAAAUGUAGAGGAUAUAUAUUAAAAUGGACAUUUUAACAUGACGGAGGUGUCGGUCCAAAAUGACGAAUUUCUUGUGCGUGUCCAGGCACAAGUCAUGACGCGAGAUGACUCCAGUGGAGGCUGGGUACCAAUGGGAGGAGGAGGGCUCUCAAAUGUAGGGCUCCGGAAGAUCACCCGUAAGACAGGGGAGGAUCUACUGCACAGUGAAUAUCUCAUUUACGGCACUAGGAUAGCUGACAAUUCGGUUGUUCUAGACUGCCUUCUAAAGCGAGAUAUUCGCUAUGUGAAAGCCAACCCCAAGUUUCAUCAUUGGCAAACUGAUGCUAAAAGAUUUGGUCUUACUUUUGAGCGUUAUGAUGAUGCAAAGGCGUUCGACAAGGGAAUCCGGAGUGCAGUGGCUGAUCUUGUGGACGGUGGAUCAAAUGGCAAUGCACUGAAUACAGAUGGGGAUGAUGAAGUUUUUGCUAUCUUAGAUCUUCCGAUCUCUCGAUCUUCAUCCCAGUCAGCCAGUACAACGUCCACUACAACCAGUAGCCCCACUCCUCAAUCACCAACUUCAAACGUCUCUGGCCUGGACCCAUAUUAUGUUCACAACCAUCACCAUGUUCACAGAGUUCAUUAUGUAUCAACUUCGCCUCAUAAAGCCAACAAAAAGCCAGUCACUCCUCAGAGUGAUAGUUCCAGUAAAUCAGACAGUUACCACCAGGAUGUUUGGGUCCACGGUGACGACCCAAAUUCCUUCAGUUCGAAAUCUGAUCAGGGACUUUUAGAUAGUCAUUCAGAACAUGAAAUGAAGGAGUAUUCUUAUGUUAUAAUAGCAAAAACUCAAAAACCCCAUGAGUACAGUUACCCCACUCUAGAAUCUGUUCACAAACCCCCCUCUAAAAGGGAAACGACCAGCAACAUAAAACAUCAACCUUCCAUUCAGGAGCAUCCACCUCUCCCCAAGAAAAAGGAAAAAAAAAGAACUAAUCACCCUCUAUUAGGAUCUUCUAAGUUUCGCUGCAAACACUGCCAUGACAACUUUACUCAAGAGGAAAAUGGUCGUGGUAGUUGCGAAGAGGCCCCAGACGGGGUAGAAAAGUGUAUAGAAUAUGUCACCUGUGUUUGGUGUGCAAAGGGACUAAUAUAUCACUGUAUGAGUGACCCUGAUGGGGACUAUGGGCACCCAUGUUACUGUGAUCCCAGUGAUGCUAAUAAUUGUAAAAAGUGGACUGCUUUAACAAUUUUGUCAUUUUUUGUUCCGUGUCUAUGGUGCUACUGGCCAUUAACGGCCUGUCAUAAGUGUGGGGUGAAGUGUGGAUGUUGUGGAGGGCGACACAAGGCAGUAUAGUAAAGAAUCAACCGCAUCAUCAACAUCCUAAACUUCUGCUUAGCAGAAGAUUGACGUUGGGUACAAAUAAGGAAAAAUCGACAACUUUAAAAGGAGGACACUGAGGCAUACCUACUUUUUCUUAAGUACUAAUGCCCUCUUGCAAGCUCCUGAUGGUAGUCUGUAAAUUCCUCAGAAAAAAAACAAGAAAAUUACAGCCUCUUUUUCACAAAUUGAGAAGCAGAUGACAUAUGAGGACUCGUGCUUGUACAAGAUAAACGUCUGCCUAAACUCUUUCUCUGUUGGGCUUCAAGGGAAUGCAGCAUCCUCCAAAAGAAGUUGAUGAUGCUUACUCCCACAUAAGCUCAUCGCAUGAACAGAGCUCCCUGUUGAAUAUUGAACCAACAAUGUGGCAUCACUUUACUGAUAUUUUCUCAGUAAAAAAUGCCUCAUUUUCCAGAGAGCUUUUUUCCCCUAUGCCUUAUGUCUACUUACAUUUUGAUGCCUAUUUUUUUUUUUAAUGUUUUGAAAGAAUUCUCAUGUUAUUAUAUCAACUUGUUUUUAUGUUCAUGAAAGGUACACUACAUGUACCAUUGUAUUUUAACUGCCACUGCUACUUCUAGUCAUUGUUUUACAUCUCUUUUAUAAUUCAUUAUUGUAAGACUCAUAUUUUGAUAUGUGAAAUGGAAAAGAGUGAAUUUAUUGUAAAAAAAUUGGGAGGGGAAAAAUUGUAUCCACAUCAACAGUAUUAAAUUCUGUAAAUAAAUUGUUUGGUACAUAAAAAUGGGGGAAAAAAUUGAAUGAAAUUAUACAACCGGAUUCUCUAAGGAAGUAAUAUAUGUGUACAUUGAAUAGGUUGAAUGCAUUUGUAAUAGAUCUUGAGUUCAUCCGUAGGGAAGUUAUUGUGUAGGAAAUCUUUAAAAUUUUACAAUUUACAGUAAACAAACACAAUAUGUGUCUUUUUUUAUGCUCUAAUGUACAUGUUCUAUAAAUUUCUGUUGAUUUUUUUUUUUACCCCAAAGUUAAAAAAAAGGUUAUGGUUAUGAUGAUUAUACAGUUGGGUAAUUUUUGAAGUACAGAUUCUACUAAAGACUUGUGUCCAGAGUUCGAUGAAGGUUGUAAUUGUUUAGUAUUAUUGCUAUGAGCAAAAAAUUUUGUAAGUGAUGUUUUAUGUGAAUUAUUAUUGAACCACAGGUCUCUGGUUUUAUUUUCUUAAAUGUUUGUACAUAAAAUUCAGACCAUAACUAAUAAUUUUAGAUUUCUCAUCAGUGUUCAGUCUAGAAAUCACACCAUAUGGGUUCUAGUAGGAUAACCAGACACUUCAGGGAGUUUGACAGUUUGGCCUUGACUGAUAGGUCCAACAUUCAACUUUUCAGUAGAGAUUCUGAGCUGGCUCUUGGGACAGUGAUAAUAUGGCCCCAGAAUUCUUAAAAUGUAAAUAGAA